CACUGUUUUCAAUCGCAUCCAAACCUAUCACUCAUUCAAAGCCAUCGAUAGGGAAGACCCGCUGAGAAGAGUUGAGAGACAUUGAGUGGCGAAACAAUCAGUGGCUAUGCCUUCGGCGCCGACUCUCGGCCAUCAGACGAAUGGUCACCACAACCACAAUCAGAGCAAUGGCCAGAACUCGUCGCCCAAUCAUAUGAUGUCUAACGACGACUGCGGUAUUCGCGACGUCUGGGCCUCUAAUCUGUUGAACGAGUUUAAAGAGAUCCGCAAAAUCGUGCAGAAGUACCCCUUCGUGGCGAUGGACACAGAGUUCCCGGGAGUAGUGGCCCGACCUAUAGGCGAGUUCAGGAGUACAUCCGACUAUCAGUACCAACUGUUGCGAUGCAAUGUCGACCUCUUGAAGAUCAUUCAAUUGGGUCUCACGUUUCUGGACUCGAAGGGCGACACGCCGUCGGGUCCGUACACGACCUGGCAGUUCAACUUCAAGUUCAACCUCUCGGAAGACAUGUUCGCUCAGGACUCCAUCGAUUUGCUCACAAACUCUGGCAUUCAGUUCAAGAAACACGAAGACGAAGGCAUCGAUCCCUACGACUUCGCCGAACUGCUCAUGAGCUCUGGCAUCGUAUUGGCCGAUAACGUCCGGUGGCUGUCCUUUCAUAGCGGCUAUGACUUCGGCUAUCUAUUGAAGAUUCUGACGGAUCAGAACCUCCCCUCACAAGAGUCACAGUUCUUCGAAUUAUUGAGGAUUUAUUUCCCUAUCAUUUAUGACGUGAAAUAUUUGAUGAAAAGCUGCAAAAACCUGAAGGGAGGCCUUCAGGAGGUGGCGGAUCAGCUAGAGUUGGAGCGAAAGGGACCGCAACACCAGGCGGGCAGUGAUAGCCUAUUAACGGGCGCCGCCUUCUUCAAGAUGCGUGAGAUGUUCUUCGAGGACAAUAUCGAUGACGCGAAAUAUUGCGGCCAUUUGUAUGGAUUGGGCACUGCUUUUGUGGUGAACGGCAAUUACGAUGAGAACAAUAGCUCUUCAAACGCGAUGACACCGACCAACACGACCACAACCAACACACCGGCGCCCAUAUCUACCCCUUCAUGAUUGAGUCCGACAGCGGUAUCCGACUGUCAAACACUUGAAUGUAUUUGCCAUCGAUUUAUAAUUUUAAUGAGCCUUUUAUUCAAUAUAUCUAUUGAUUUACUACUGAUUUUAUCAUAUUUUCGCUUUUAUUUCAAAAUCAAUUGUUUCAUUGAUUCUCACAAAAAAUCGUUUCAAUUAUUAAAUAAAUUAAAAUCAUUUUUAUUUAAA
Messenger RNA from Medioppia subpectinata, 1297 nucleotides. The record is from the annotation of a GenBank genome assembly. Lineage: Eukaryota; Metazoa; Arthropoda; Arachnida; Sarcoptiformes; Oppiidae.